Molecule: messenger RNA, 1483 nt
Organism: Phragmites australis (common reed)
Lineage: Eukaryota; Viridiplantae; Streptophyta; Magnoliopsida; Poales; Poaceae
Exons: 6
Coding region: 180-1364 (394 amino acids)
Source: RefSeq, a predicted model, not a curated record
CUUCCAUGAUUCCAUUUCAGAUCUAUAUAUAAAGAGAAGAGAGAGAUGCAUGGCAUGCAUGUACAUCAGUUAGCGAAUACCACCAUUGUACUAGCUUCCCCUCUCAAUUCUACUUUUGAUUUUCGACUAACAUCAGUGUGGUGUGAUAUAUCUUCCUAGUGAAUCUAUAUAUAGUGAGAAUGAAAGCAAACCCCAUCCUGAUGGCCUUAGCUACGGCAGCGCUCGGGUUCCUCAUCGGCGUUUCUUUUCCUGUAACACCAAAGCUUCAAUGUGGCAUAUUCCCUUGGAGUGUGGGUGGUGAUGAUGCAAACUCCACCUUCAGUGGCAGAAACAUACUAGGCAGAUUUUGGGUGCCAGUCACAAACAGCACUUCAACUGUGGAGGCGACUCCUGUCCUGGGGCCAAAUGCCACUACUUCAGAGAUUGUUGCGCCGGCAAAGCCGAAAGGCGCGGCGAGGCUGCCACCGAAUAUCGUGGUUUCAGAGUCUGAUCUUCACCUGCGCCGGCUGUGGGGAAACCCUCGAGAGGACACGCCUGUUCGCAAGUACCUUUUGGCGCUGACAGUCGGGUACAGUGAGAAAGCCAACGUGAACGCGACUGUUCACAAGUUCUCCGAUAACUUCGACGUGGUGCUGUUCCACUACGACGGGCGCACGACGGAGUGGGACGACGAGUUCGAGUGGUCCAAGCAGGUCCUUCACAUCAGCGCCAGGAAGCAGGCCAAAUGGUGGUAUGCGAAGCGGUUCCUGCACCCGAGCAUAGUGGCUCCCUACGAAUACAUCUUCAUCUGGGACGAGGACCUCGGGGUGGAGACCUUCGACGGCGAGGAGUACGUGAGGCUGGUGAGGAAGCACGGGCUGGAGAUCUCGCAGCCGGGGCUGGACAUCACCCGGGGGAAGAAGUCGUACGAGAUCACCACCCGGAGGAACGGCAGCGAGAUCCACAAGAACACCAUCGGGGGGCCCGGCAACUGCGCCGACGUGCACCAGCGGCCGUGCAGCGGCUUCGUGGAGAUCAUGGCGCCCGUCUUCUCCAGGGACGCAUGGGCGUGCGCCUGGCACAUGGUCCAGAACGACCUCGUCCAUGGCUGGGGGCUGGACGGCAACUUCUGGAGAUGCGUUGACGAGGCAGAGGAGCAGAUCGGGGUGGUGGACGCGCAGUACGUGGCGCAUCGCGCGGUGCCGACGCUGGGGCGGCAGGGCAACCCCGAGACGGGAGGCGCCGGCAAAGUCAGGCAACGCUGCUUUGACGAGUGGGGCAUGUUCAAAGCCAGAAUGAGAAACGCGGAAAGGGCAGCAGCAGCAGCUCAACGUCUUGUUGCACCACCGGAUGCUGCGGCCCGGCCCAGCCCCAGCCCCAGAUAAUAAUAGCCAUCGUCAUAUUCUGCGCCUAGCCACACUAUAAUUUACUGUUAUAUCACCCCUAGUUACAAUUCAGAAAAAUACCAGUUACAAUCCGCUAAUUAAAACAGUUAUAAUCGCAU